This is a messenger RNA of Vidua chalybeata, 4151 nucleotides long. RefSeq names its product DnaJ heat shock protein family (Hsp40) member C12 (gene DNAJC12). The record is from RefSeq and is a predicted model, not a curated record. The coding region runs from base 3692 to 4051 and encodes 119 amino acids. Lineage: Eukaryota; Metazoa; Chordata; Aves; Passeriformes; Viduidae. The transcript is spliced from 4 exons. Gene Ontology annotation, cellular component: cytoplasm.
GGCGAGAGUUGGGAUUUGUUCGAACAACGGCCCCAAAUCCGUCGUGUUUCCGUGCUGUGCAGGGCUGUGCGCGGCUGGUCUCCCUGGUUCCCCAGGGAUCUCUUGUCCUCUGGAGCGUAGGAGCAGUCCUUGCAGUCCUUAGCGCCCCACCUGGGCGCUGCAGCGGGGCCAUCAUCGCCGCACAGCGAACAGCAGGUGCCACGCGUGGGCUCUCCAUGGCGUAGUUUCUUUCCGCCUGGGAGUUUGGACUGGAUAGAACUCGGCCUUCUUCCCAGGACUGCCACCAACAUAGAAUUUUGGUCUAAACUUCGUGGACAGAAAUUUAAAUGCUGGUUUGUUGUUACUGUUCAACAUCACGAGCUAUUUGCAGUAUAGUAUUAGUGGAUUUAAUACAGUGGAGUUCCUAAAUUUAGUGGCAAGACCCAGGUUAGACAGAAUUUCCCCCUUGCAGGCCCUGAUAACCAACAGCUUUUAAAAAAAACUUGGGAUUAAAAAUAUUGAUACAUAUGGCUUGAAAGGGAUUACAUUAUGGGUAAUUAACUUCAUAGGUGGUCUUUGUAGGGGGAAAGAGGUUUGGGGAUCUUUUCUGGUUCUUUAAGGUGUUAACGACUCUGAAAAAUAUGUACAUACUGUUUUUUCACACUACCUGCUUCUCAAAACAAGCUGCAGAGUAACCAGAUCAGAAAGUUUUUAUUAUUCUAUGCAACUUCGUAUGCAAGCCUUCUUUUUCCUUCUUGCCUCUGGGAGCUGAGGCAAGAUCUGUAUUUCUUAAAAACAAACACGUGCAAGGUGCUUUUGUCAGCAUACAAAGGGGAGGUGGGGCUUUAAGAUUGGUUUGGUGGUUAUUUUUGUGAAGACAGUUCUAAGGAAGAACUAAUCCAAGUGAUGCAGAUGUAGGCUCUGAGGCUUCCGUGGGGGUAUCGGUGAGGGAGUGACUCGGGGAUGCUAAAGCCGCCUCUGAUCCUGCAGACAUUUCUCCACGUUAGCGGUGGCGUUGCAGGAGUGGGAGGUCAGUUUGGCACUGCUUGGGUCCUCUCCUGUUUCUGCAGCUCUGAGCUCGUGUGAGGACAAGGAUGGGGCACACCAUGCAAAAACUCAAAUGAGUUAUAUUGUGCCUUGGACUUGUCAUAAAUGUGUUCUCUGCCCUCAGGAAGCAAAACCCCUGUAGUCAGUGGAGAAGAACUGGUCCUGGAGGAUUUUAUGUAUUUUACAGGAAUAAAUUCAAACAGAGAUUUCCAGACCUUACUGUUUUAUUUAAAUGGCUAUUUAUGACUUUUACAAGUUGUUGGUAAAUGUCCUGUUACAUUGGAACAGGAUUUAGAUUCGCUCUGGGCUCUAAACAAACAGAAUUGUCAAUAUGUGUUAGGACCGAGAGACGUCUUUUGUUGGUGGCUGGGUACAGAGAACAAAUACGAGAUUUCCUCACCUCCAGAACAGUUUGUCCAUCCUGAGCAACACUAACCACGGCGUGUGUAGGCAACAGUCUGUGCCAUCUCCUGCACUGCAAUUCCCUUUUAAGUGAACUUUGUGUCCUGGGGCUAAUCUUUGUUAUUUUUUUGUGUAAUACACGUGGCUGCUCUUGCACUCCUUUUUGAUGAUGCUUUGGGAGUUGCCCCUCAGAGGUCAAUAGGAGCAGUGAAAGGCUGAGUUCCGGUUCAGUGUAUUUUGCGUUCUCCAGACCCAAACCUGCAGCUGUGCUGCGGGAGCCUUUGUGCCUCGAGCACCGCGGAUCUCGAGGGGCAGGGGCAGGAGCGCGGGCGCUGCUGCAGUGUGGCUCGGAGCCCUGCCGUGCGUGGCCUGCCCACGGGAGUACAGGCGGGGCUGAGGCUCCGGGGAGCACAUUCCCUGGGAGCACGCGGCUGCCAGGUCCCAGGUUUGGCACUGCGGUGCAGCCCUUGGACCUGCGGCUGCCCGGCAGCACAGAAAUAGCCGCUGAAAGCUGGAGGGGAAAAGAGUUAAAGAGCUUCCCUUUCACCUUAUGCAAAUACACAAGGGAUACUUGGAAAAGAAAGGGAUGUCAGGAAUGCUGUUGGGAGGAGGGACAGCUGUUUGCUUUUUGUCCUCCCACAGAGUACAACCUAUUUAAAUAUUGACACGUUCUGUUAUUAAAAGACUUUCUUUCCUGUAUUUUAUGGUUAUUAAGUUAUGAAUGGUGGAAAUGGAGAGAUUUGUAAUUGCUAAUUCUUCCACUUGUAGUGACGUUGAAAAAAUUUUCUAUUGUUUUAUUUACUCGGAGAAAUAUGUUGGUAGAGUUUUCUAUCAGAUUUAAAUGGUUUCACCAAGGAUUGUGCUUUUUCUUUUAAUAUCAUUGCUUUUAGUUACUUUGUAUAUUUUAUAAUCUUAGUAGGCUAUCUGAACAUGCAGUAAAAGAAGAAAAUUUCAGACGAUGCAAUCUUGAAGAGAAAAUGGUGUAAGAUUAAUAUUAAAUGUCAUUGCUGAACAUUAUUAAUGCAGAUAUUAAAGCACUUGUGGGUGCAAAAGUUAUAUAUAUUUGUUAUUCAUAAAUAGCUCUGAGUGGUCACUGGGUCCUUCAUUGGUUCACACAUGGCCUGUUCCAGCCUUGGUCACGUCCUGGGGAUCUGUUCUCCUACGAGGUCACUGCAUCUAGAACUGCAUAACCACUCACAGCAUCCAUUUGCAACUGCUAAGGAAACAUGUUAAUGACAUGAAACAUCUUGGGUUGCGGAGCUCUUGCAGGGGUGGGAAAUGUAAAACCAGAACUCCUAGCGCUCCAGGGCAAAGAAUUCAGCAUGUGGUUAGGUUAGGAAGUAAUCUUUUGAAAUCAACAGAUCAUGGGUGACACCGAAGGUGUCCAGAGUCGCUGUUGGGCUGAGGCCUUGGUCAUUAAUCAUAGUUUAAAAUUAAGGUAUUUCACCUCAAUGUAAAAUUAGUUUCACAAAGAACGUGUUUUGCACACAGUACAGAUCACAGUCUGAAAGUAAUUUGGCAUGAGAAAGGGUGUUUAAUUUGAUAGUAGACAGUGAGGGUUUCAUGUCCUCAGGUAGUUUUAGCUGGUCAGACGUGAGUGAUUUACAGUCGCUGUUUGGUUUUGAGGAGUAGUGUCUGUGUACCCAAGGGAGCCUUCAGAGAGUGAAGGUUGCUCCCCUUGUGUUGAGCUGACUGGCAGACCUCUGACAGACUUUGGCAAGGUCAGUACUUUGUUCUCCAAAUUUUGCACCCUGUCAUUGUUAUUUUGGAAGUAAUCCUUACUCUCUUCUGUAAUUACCCAUCUAAUCAUCUGGUCGAAGAUGGUGGCAAAAGUUGUAAAUAAAAAUGGAACAGAAGAUGGCCCAGGUGCAGGGCAGCCUCUCGGUGUGUGCCUGGUUUGCAGUGGCUGCACAGGGGAUGGCGAGAGAGGAAUCUCUGCCACGUUUCAGCGUCCAGAGCUCUGCGGUCUGGACGGGAGCCACGGUUUAACGCUGGAGUGACUCUGGCAACUACAAAUCCCAGGGAGCCGUGCCCAGAGCAGCUCUGUGCGGGCGGGCUGGCACCGUGCGGGGCCAAUGGCAGCGGGGAACUCCCCGGCUCCUUGCGUGUCAGCUGCCAGCGCUCAAAAGCGCCGCACGGAGCUCGCUCCGGACUGCGAGCUGCCUGUUCCCUAAGCUACUCCAGAUUCCUGCGUGAGCUCUGACGUGACGCUGUGUUCCGCAGCCUCCCUGCCGGCUGGAAGAAGCCCGCUGCACCGGUGCCGAUGGAUGCGAUCCUGAACUGCAAGCCGGAGGACCUGGAGGAUUACUACAACUUGCUGGGAUGCGAUGAGCUAUCGACGGUCGAACAGAUUCUUGCCGAAUAUAAGAUUAAAGCCCUUGAAUGUCAUCCUGACAAGCACCCUGGAAACCCCAAAGCAGUGGAGGAUUUCCAGAGGCUGCAGCAGGCCAAGGAGACUCUGACCAACGAGCAGAGCCGGGCGCGCUACGAUCACUGGCGCCGGAGCAAAGUCGCCGUCCCGUUCCAGCAGUGGGAGGCCCUGAGCAGCUCCGUCAGAACGGUCAGAACUGAGUUUGGGCCCUCAGCAGAGCGGGGAGUCAAUGCACUGGGCUGUCCAAAGUAAGAAGGACCAAAUGCUGGAAGCUCCUGACUUUGGUAAUAGCAACAACAUAACUAACGAGAUGUGGAGCCAAGAGACGGCAAACAGUGGAGAUGGAUUGCUG